Molecule: messenger RNA, 723 nt
Organism: Jaminaea rosea
Lineage: Eukaryota; Fungi; Basidiomycota; Exobasidiomycetes; Microstromatales
Product: putative ATP synthase delta chain precursor, mitochondrial
Exons: 3
Coding region: 27-470 (147 amino acids)
Biological process (GO): proton motive force-driven ATP synthesis
Molecular function (GO): proton-transporting ATP synthase activity, rotational mechanism
Source: RefSeq, a predicted model, not a curated record
CUGUGGCUGUUGCUCUCCCCACUGCCAUGAACCUCGGACGACGUGGUUACGCUGAGGCUGUCAGCGACAAGCUCAAGUUGAGCUUCAUCCUUCCUCACGCUGCCAUCUUCGACUCGCAAGAGGUCACGCAGGUCAAUAUCUCGGCAGCCACAGGAGAGAUGGGCAUCCUCGCAUCCCACGUCCCCUCCGUCGAGGAGCUCAAGCCGGGACUCUUUGAGGUCAUUGAGAGCAGCGGCACCAAGAAGUGGUUUGUGUCCGGCGGCUUCGCGACCAUGCACCCCAACAACCGUCUGACUGUCAACGCCAUCGAGGCAUACCCCAUCGAUGACUUCUCCCCCGACGCUGUCCGCUCCGCCCUCUCCGAGGCUCAGCGUACCGCCUCUGGCUCUGGAUCGCCCGAGCAGAAGGCUGAGGCGGAGAUCGAGGUCGAGGUGCUCACUGCUCUUCAGAGCGCUAUGGGCAGGCAGUAAGCGUUGGUCGCAAGAUGGGUAAAGAAGGAAGGCAGGACAUGGAGAAGGAAACGUGGCAGGGAUAGAUGACGACACAUCCGUGGGCCAUAUAGUCUGAAUCGCGGCGAGCAAUGCAUCACAAUGCCCGUCGUCGCUCGAGCAAGAGUAUUUAAUGCAACGCGGGGUGGAAGGCCAAGACGACAGUCUCAUGAAUCUGUCGCCAAACCAUCAUUACAGCUGCUCUGCAUUCCUCCCAUGUCUUGUUGUAUCGUUG